CGUAAUUCAAAAGUUGAAAAUGGCGGCUAUGACGGGCGGUUCGUUGUCUAUUCUGGUGGAAUUCCAGAAUGCUAUUUCGAAACCACUGUUAAAGCGUUUUGAAAUGGUGACUUCAAUUAUCAUGAGCAUAAGUACAAAGGAAGCUCACCAUAUUUUCCCAACUAUAUUAGAAAGUAUUUUCGGAUUUGGCCAUGAGCCUGGUUGGAAUUUAGAAUAUAUCAACAAGAUCAAAACACCAGAAGAAUAUGAAUAUGGCAGGGCUUUUCUGUCACCAAAUGGCCCCUUAAUGAAAUUGGUAUAUCGCCUACAGUCUGAUCCUUAUUUAUCAUAUGAUUUCCCUUUGCAUUGUCUACCAGCACCAACAAGACGUUUGAUUGAAGAAGGAGCUGUGCCGGUAUUUUACGCCAACAAACUACAGAUGCAAGCAUUUGGUCGUCCUUAUCUAACUCUCACUCCAUUUGAAUUAUUUCUUUUCCAUUUUGCCUUUAUGCUUGUGAGCCCUAAAUCUAGGCUGAACUGCCCAAUUUGGGGUCACUUUUCUGCUUUUUUAUAUCCAACUUUGGUUGAGGAUUAUUUAGACUACUUGUUACCUCUGGAGAAACAGCAAAUUCCAGCCAUCCCUCAUAUGCCAUCUUUGGUGCGAAGUCCUGUCAUUCAGUCCCAGAAUACUGGUUCACCAAUCCAAUCCAGUCACUCGUCUGUUUCUCCAAAAUACAUUCCUGGUCUUCGAUUAUUCAAAUCCAGUGUUGUCACUGCUCAGAAACAACCUUUCAAAUCUCCAUCAGUCCUUGAUCAAUCUGGUACAGAAAUGUGGCAUUCGGAAGCCCUUAUUCAGGUAUUUUCUGAUUUUUGGCUGAAUCAGAACUCUGCAAAUGUCAACCAACUUGGUGUUUUGUAUCAAAAUGAGGAAUUAUAUGUACCGACAAUCAACCACAUUCGAAUAGCACGGGUGCUUGUAAAACAUCUGCACUAUUUUGUGAACAGUGCAUUACCUCCAAUAUCAUCACCGCCUUACUACCAACAGCUCCCCACAUCAAUUGAUCAAUUCAAAAAGACUACAGUUCUUGGAAUCAUUCAGAAGCGCCUUUAUACAUUUUUACGUCAUGCUUUCCACUGGUGGCCACUGGAUUCUUCAUUUCGAUUGCUAUUAGAGACCUGGUUAAGUUACAUUCAGCCUUGGCGCUAUGUUAGCCAAACUAAGCCUAACUUACGGAGUAAUAAUGAAGAGGAUGAUAAUGCAAUUAUACAAGACAGAUGGUACAGUUUUGUUGUUGAUAACUUACUGUUCUACUCUGCAAUUUUCCAUCAAAUUCUGCCACGUUUCUUCCGAAUGGAUCUUACUUCUCCCCACAAUGCUUACAUGAUGUUCAGAAUAACAAAGGUGUUCAGCAAUCCUAACCUUGUAGCUAUGCUUCACAAAGCUGAAGAGGAAAUGUAUCAACCAAUAUUCCUUCAAGCCAGUACAUCCAGAGAUAUUGGUGGUAGCUAUUUGUCUCCUGAUCACAGAUUAAAUGCUGCUCUCAAUGUUCAAAUAUCAGAAUUGGAGAGACCUGGAUUCCAAUACUUGCCACUGUUUGAUCGAACUACAGUUGAUACAGUCCGGAAAUUACUGAUAAACAUUGCCCAUGCCAAAAAAGAAGUUAGAGCUUCUGAACAGGCUGAGAAGUCAUCACAGUUUAAUUUUCCAACCAUUUGGUUAAAAAUGGCAUCUUUUUUCAACCCUAACAACUUUUCUGGUGAUAGUGAUUCCAUUGAACUACAGAGGAAGACCAGGCAACAUUUGGAGAUGGUAGAAAACCAGUUACAAUAUAUAUUUGAUAUUGCACCUCCAGAAGUUUUAUUCUAUGAUGACAACAAAGAUAAUAAUUCAAAUUUAACAAAUGGUGAUGUUCAUAAACAAUGCCAACAUAAUGAAACUUUACCUGAUUUUGAAACUACAUAUGAAGGUAAACGCCUAACUGAUGUUGGAAGACACCAGCUGAUGAACCGGCUGCGUACAGCCAACGUGAGUUACCAAGGUGAUCCAGACCUGCAACCAGUGAGAAGUUUUGAGAACGGAUUCUUGGUACAGAAUCUUUACAACAUUUGCUGUCAGAUCAACAACCAGUGUUCUACAACCAUCCACAAUUUGUAUUACCGUGAAGAUUUCCUCGGUCGAGUUAUGCGAGCCUAUAUCCAACCACCGUUGUGCCUCCGGGAUUUCUACUCACCAAACCAGUUACGCAUCACAUCAAUGUCGAGCAAACCACACAUAAGUCUUCGUCUCUUUGCCAGCUACUACAUCCUCUUUCGACUGUUGCUGCUGUACUUGAUACUCUAUCUCUGCUACGACAUCAGUUUCAUUACUUACUUCAUCAUUUUGUUCUUAAUCAUCUUUUUCUAUGGUAUUGUCCAUGGCAUCUUCAUAAAGCAGCCUGCAAAACCACCUCCAAGAAACCGCUCAGGCAGUUUUGAGGAUUUGAUGUGUAAUUUCGAAUAGGGAAAAUUAACAUUUAAAGCGAGAAAGUCAUUGACAUUUUUAUACACCUGCAAUGUAUAUAUAUCCCCAACAGUGAUAUCGACCACAAGGCGAAACUAGUAUUAUAAUAAUAAUAAUAAUAAUAAUUGUAAUAUUUAUCAUUAUCAUUAUCACCAUCUUUAGUUUAAUGUCCACUUUUCUAUGGUUGCAUGCAUUGGACAGCAUAUUGAAGCAGAUUUUCAAUGGCUGAAUGCUGUUUCUGUCACUAAGAUUCGCCUGUAACCAAGCAAAGUAAAUACUUCACCAUGGAUAGACAUGUCUGUGUAAAUGAAUGACACUGCAUAUAUAGCAGUGGCAUUCAUUUUUCAACUAGCAUGUAAUCUUAAGACAAGGAAACACACACACGGACAUGUAUAUUUGUAUGCAUACAAUAGGCUCUAAAUUUCUACCAAAUCCACAUCAAGGCUUUGGUUGACUUGGAGCUGCCAGAAAUAGUGUGGUUGGGAUGCAAACUUCUUAAUUACACAAUUAAGCCUAUACCUGUACAGCCUUACCUAUUCCUCAGUGUGUGUGUUAUUUUACUAUUUUUAGCCAGUGGUCUCUGAUCAUGCUGGAGCGAUAUGUACAUACACAUAACUGCUUUUAAUCAUAUUUAAAUUACUUCAUUCCACACCAUUCUACGUCUCUGUAAAAAUAUAAAAAUCAAAAAUUUCA
This is a messenger RNA of Octopus sinensis (East Asian common octopus), 3172 nucleotides long. Its product is annotated as sphingomyelin phosphodiesterase 4. The coding region runs from base 20 to 2479 and encodes 819 amino acids. Lineage: Eukaryota; Metazoa; Mollusca; Cephalopoda; Octopoda; Octopodidae. Gene Ontology annotation, molecular function: sphingomyelin phosphodiesterase D activity. The transcript has 17 exons. Gene Ontology annotation, biological process: glycerophospholipid catabolic process; sphingomyelin catabolic process; ceramide biosynthetic process. The record is from RefSeq and is a predicted model, not a curated record.